UAUUCUAUAUAUCAUUCUAUAUAUCAUUUAAGUAAGUAAACAGCAGGCUACUCCUUUAUUAACAUAAAGUAGCCUGACUGACAAAGCUAAAGAACAUCUUGUUUUAUUUCAGUGCACCUAUAUAACACAUUUCUGCAAAAAAAACCUAAUUAUCCAGGACAACGGAAACUUUUAUUCAGCUGUCCAUGCACCCUUAAAGGUUACGUUUUCAAAGUAGGUCGUGGAAACAUCCCUUACGCGUCCCCUUUAAAUUGCCCACUCUGCGCAAAAAGUGAGGAGUGGUGGCGCGCGCGUAACGCGCGUUUUAUCAUCCAAGACUCUUUUGGUAUGCAAAGCAAUAAUUGACUGCAGAUUAAACGCUUUAACUAACUAUCCUGUGUUAACGUAAUGCAAGAACUACAGAGAAAUCGCAGGGGAGGUACAGUAGACAGACAGGUAGGAGUCGAGACGGGUGCUGUCCAAGGUGCCGCUGCUGCGUUUUGCAUACUGUCUGUUUCCAUGGCAAGAACAUGUUUAUAAUUUGUAGGCGGUCACUUCCCAUUACGCACAUGUUCUAUUUAGGGAGUUUUUAAUGGAGUAAACAAAUCCACAUAUUCAAAAGUUGCGCAAUUUCACCUACUCGCGUUUUAAUGUCACACGUUGACUGUGUAAUUCAGAGAUGUGAUUAAUGCAAACUAAUGCAUCUGUAGCGUCAUUUGUUGCAACCUGUCUGACGCGGAGUGCGUCUUACUGUAGCCUCCUAAUGCCUCCUUAAACGUGGAAUACGCAACUUUCUACGUUCGCGUUAGAGAACAACAAACGUGUUUCCGUCCCUUGUCCUUCUCACGCAACCUGGGUUGAAGAACCUUCGGGGAAGACGAGAACACACCCGAAUACUGUACCUCUCCGCCCCUCCUCUCCGCCUGCCCCGUUACGCACAAUGCGCCGAGAGCUACAGCAGACGGUGGCGGCCGGGAUUUAAGGAAUCACAUGUGUGUUUGUCAUCGUCUCCACGGCCACACGGACACUGCGAUGCCAUCCUGACUUCGAGAAGGUUGUCGUGACUUCUGGCACCUAUAGAGGAAGCCUUGGUAUCCCGGGGUGAAUUCUAAGUUUCUCCAGCAGUCAACCCUCCUGGUAACACGCUGUGGCCCUUUGUGCCCUCUAUCCUCUUCUGAGUGGAUACCCUCCUCCGUCUUCCUAACGUGCGGUGCCCUGCUCUGGUAAAAGUGCAGGCCCCAUCUUCCAGCACAAUGACUGUGGCCACGGCCGACCCCUCGGAUGAGGCAUCUGCACACCCCGGCCUCCUUCAGGACUACGACCCCGAGGCGGAACAGGAGUGCUGUGAAAGAGUGGUCAUCAACAUCUCAGGUAUGCGUUUCGAGACGCAGCUCAAGACCCUCUCGCAAUUCCCCGAAACGUUACUCGGCGACCCCAAAAAGCGAAUGAGAUACUUUGACCCGCUGAGGAACGAGUAUUUUUUCGACAGAAACCGGCCCAGCUUUGACGCCAUCCUUUACUACUACCAAUCUGGUGGAAGGUUGCGCCGCCCCGCCAACGUGACUCUGGAUGUCUUCUCGGAGGAGAUCCGUUUUUACGAGCUGGGAGACGAAGCCAUUGAGAUAUUCAGGGAGGAUGAGGGGUUUGUUAAAGAAGAGGAGAGGCUGUUGCCUGACAAUGAGUUUCAGAAGCAGGUCUGGCUGCUGUUCGAGUAUCCGGAAAGUUCCGGACCUGCCAGGAUUAUAGCGAUUAUAUCCGUUAUGGUGAUCCUCAUCUCUAUCGUCAGUUUCUGCCUGGAAACGCUACCCAUCUUCCGGAGCGAUGAAGAAGAGAUGCACAAAGUCCCCGUUGCUGUCUCUAACACCACAACCAGUUACACGUCCAACUACUUCACAGAUCCAUUCUUCAUUCUAGAGACGCUAUGCAUCAUCUGGUUCUCUUUCGAAUUCUUGGUUCGCUUUUUCGCCUGUCCGAGUAAAGCCAACUUCUUUGUGCACAUUAUGAACAUGAUUGAUGUGGUGGCCAUCAUCCCAUACUUCAUCACUUUGGGCACAGAGCUGGCGGAGACGGCAGAGGACAGUCAACAAGGACAACAAGCCAUGUCCCUUGCCAUUCUGAGAGUCAUCAGACUCGUACGUGUCUUUAGAAUCUUCAAACUUUCCCGGCACUCUAAAGGACUUCAGAUUCUUGGCCAGACCCUUAAAGCCAGCAUGAGGGAGUUAGGCUUGCUCAUCUUCUUUCUUUUCAUUGGAGUCAUUUUGUUUUCUAGCGCCGUCUAUUUCGCUGAGGCGGACGAACCCGAGUCACAGUUCUACAGUAUCCCGGAAGCCUUCUGGUGGGCUGUGGUGACAAUGACCACCGUUGGUUAUGGAGAUAUGGUGCCCACCACCAUCGGAGGGAAGAUAGUAGGAUCCCUCUGUGCCAUAGCCGGCGUGUUGACCAUCGCCCUGCCCGUGCCUGUCAUCGUAUCCAACUUCAACUACUUCUACCAUCGAGAAACAGAGGGCGAGGAGCAAGCGCAGUAUCUCCAGGUCAACGUCCCCAAAGCCGACUCCCAAGAGGAGUUGAAGGGCAGUCGAAGCGGAUCCACGAUCAGCAAAUCUGACUACGUGGAGAUAGAAGAAGGCAUUAACAACAGCAAUGAAGACUUUCAAGAGGAGAGCCUCAAGACAGCAAACUGCACUCUAGCCAACACAAAUUAUGUUAAUAUUAAAAAAAUGCUGACUGAUGUGUAGGUAAUGGUGAGUGUAUUGAAGACGGGUGGUCAAAUCAGACUUAUGAAAAGAAGCCACGUUGCGAGAGGAUUAUGGGGUCAAAACACCUCAGUUAUUGACGUCUUUCAUCUUACUUCUGUCCACAAUCCAGGUAUUCAUCAAUGUCUGCAUGGACACCUUAUCCUAAGCCAAGUAUUCUAUGGAACAACAUAAAUCAACUGUCAGUCUGUAUAUCUACGUCUUACUCGAAAAGUCAAGCUUCGCCAAAGAAAACCCAUUUGUGUGCUUCAUCUGCUUUUAAAAACAUCUGCACAUGCAAAGAAUAUACAACCAAGAUAAAUCACUCAAGUCUAUUCUGCUGCUACCUGUUGAUGUCCAAAAAGUCAACGAAUGUUAACGACUGCUGUUAAAAAGUGUUAAUAAUUCAAAAUCAGUAGGCCUAUGGAUAACGCUGCAAAGCUUCUGAAGACAAGCUGAAUGUCAUAUUUUACCUUAUUUACAGUCUGUGGUGUUUGAAUCAUUUUCUGUGUACACCAUCUGCCAAGUCUUUAGCAUCCAGUCAUCUUUUCUCUUUCAUCUUUUUACGAACACAACAUACUGUAAAGAUGUUAAAUGAAAACAAGCUAAGUGCCACAGAAACAAAAAAUGCUUCAUGUAUUUCACGUAAGAGCAUACUGUUCGGCGUAUAUUUUUAUUGUUUCUGCUGCGAGCUGCAGAGAUAGUGCAAAACGUAGUUGAUAUUCAAAUUAAAUAGUCGUUAAAUGGGCCAUAUUGUAGUUCACACCUUAGCAAAUGGUUGGCAAACCCAUACAGCACAGUUGUAGCAAUGAUUUCAGAUUAUUUUCUGGCUUUGCUUCUUGGCUUUGUCUAUCAUCUUGAAAUUUCUUUCAGAUGUUAGGAAAACCUCGGUGGAGCUUGUUUUAGAUAAGAUAUCUCUUUUUUACGACCUUAGAUCUAGAAAUCGCACCGAUUUAAAGGUGCUGCAUGACCUCAAAACCAAUUCCAAUGGCAUGAAUUUUCAAGUCAAGAGAAAGUGAUAUACAGAAAAUAGGUAGCUAGAUAUCAUAUUAAUACGUAGCUUAAUCUGUGUAUAUAUCUAUUUUUUUAAUAUAAUUUCAUCGUAAUCCAAAGGCGCUGCUUUUAGGUUUCAGAUCUGAGAGAACAGCAGGGAAAAGUAUACAAGGGCAGAAAAUGGCUAUAGAUUACUUGCUGAGUGCAUAUGAAAUGAAACAGAAACGUCAUGUUUGAUUUUUCAGCAAAACUGAUUUUAAAUGCAAUGUCCAAUAAAAAUACAUUUUAUCUGAUAAUACUACUACAAAAUGUCAAAAAGUCCAAAAACACAUUUAAAUGAGCAAUGUGGGACUUUUAGGAGGAUCUAUUGACAGAAAUGCAAUUUAAUAUACAAAACUAUGUCUUCAGAGGUGUAUUAAGACCUUACGUAAUGAACCAUUAUGUUUGUAUUACCUUAGAAUAAGCUAUUUUUUAAUCUACAUACAGAGCGAGCCUACAUACAUAGAAUUCGCCAUGUUGCGCGCCAUGUUUUGUACAGUAACCAUAAUCGGACAAACAGCUCUACAAAUCUUCUACCCUGCGGUACGAUGUCCUGCAGUACUAACUUACUCCUAACUGCUAUCUCGCUCUUAGAUCUAACGCCUUGGCUUUAACAGAGUUGCUUUACGUUAGCUAGCUCUGCCCUCAAACGAGCUGUGCAAUGCAAGCAUGAAAUGCUUAGCUUUAUCAUAGCUUAGAUCACGCAAAUAAUAUUGCAAAUGAAUAAAAUAAGCAAAGACAAAACGAGUAUAUACAAGCAGCACACUGGUUCUAGAUCAAUAAUGACGCUCAAAACUGCUCCGUUACACAGCUAACACAACAACAACAUCAACAUAUCUUGGUUCUAACAAACAGAAAAAACAACGUUACUCACAAACUGAUCCAUAUCAAAGCAACCUCCUCAGGGGUGGUUUUUAGACAAUCUUUCUCUCCGUCUCUCUGCUGGAAAGUAUCUCCGCUAAAAGCCUUCGCCAUAGUACCGCGGGUGCUAACACGUCUCUUCUGGAAAGUCUUUAUAAUAUUAACGCAGGUCCUUGCUCCUGCCUGACUUUUAUCCUUCUUUUUAUACUUAAAAUCCACAGACCCUUUAUUUUUAUGUAAUAAAUAAGACAUCGCUCCUUCUACAGUCUUUCUAAUGCCCGCUUGUUCUCUGCCCUUCAUCAACAUGAGCAGACACGCUGUCUCAGCCGACGACAUAUUUUUGUACUGUGGCAGCCACCGUCCUGUUUCGAGAGGGAGGGGUGAGCGGAGGACUGAGAGAUUGGUUGCAAUUCUCAAACUCACUGCUAGUGGCCGCUAAAAAUCCCACCCCAGACCUUUAAAAACAAAAUUUGCUUUCAUUAUACCAAAAUAGCAAGUUGUGUUAUUAAAAAUAAGUUGUAUAAAUAGAUUUUUGGAUUUUUGAAAUAGUGUUGCAUCCAGUCGCAACUGUUGUUUCCUCUCAAGUUCAACAUAUAGCUGUUACCAUGGCAACAUCAUGUCAUCUCUCACAUGCUUCUGGUUCCUCAGUGAUAUCUGUGUACCUUCAGAAGGUCUCUCACACACAUUUUCCACUUUCUCACCUAGGUCACAGGUGCCUUUAUCUUAUGGCCUCUAAUGGUUUAUUUUAGUGAACCUUAUGUGCUGAUGCCGCUAAUGUGGUUGCGGAAACUGCUUUCACAGCUGCUGCUAAUUCUGUGUUUCUUUCAAUUCAGACAGGAGUGGACAUUACUGCAAUGUGCAAAGUUUUAAUAGUUUUAUUAGACCCACGGUGCAUAGCAGUGCCUAAGAAAUAUACUUAAGUUAAACCUGGUAUCUUUAAUGCAGGCAAACAGUUUGGGUUUAUUUAUUUUUUAUGCAUGAUACUGGGCGGUAUGAUGCUGGUGUGACAGAUGUAUCAUCUUAAGCCAAAUGCAUAAACUUGUGCGUUCACAGACAUUUCUGCAAAUCACAAUCAUCACACCUGUGUCACGUUUGAGUUUUGUUUUGAUUCCUAAAUGUCAUUGGAAAAGCUACAUGACAGCAUUGAAUGUCACAGUGCUCAUUUGUAAGCAUUUUUAAAUCAGUGUAUUGCUGUUUAGAAAGAUGGCUAACAUAUGCAAUUUUUGUUAUAGUGUUCACAAAUGUUUAAUAAAAAUGUCAUAUAACAUAUAACCAUGAGGCCACAUUCUCACAUACAACAUUAGAUUCAAUAUAUUAAUGUAUUUACCAACAAGUAAAACUUGCAAGUAAACAUAAUUACUUUGAUUUAAUUUAGGACAGAAAUGCCCAUUUAAAUUUUUAACAGUAUAACAGUUGCAUAAUUUUAUUUAAAUUAAACCGUAAAACUGGAAAUUUGGUGAUAUAAAAAUAGAGGGCAGCACAAUUUUUUCCCAGGAAUGAAUUGGAUUGUUAAAUUGGUACGUCCGCACCAGAAUGGUGCUUGUUUCAUAAAACAUACUAAUUUGAUAAAACAGUGCUUAAAUAAGCAUUUGGCUUAAUAAGCUCUAUCACUGCUAAAUGAUAUUAAGUAUUCAUGUCACCUUACGCAUUCGGAUACAGCGUUUUCAUUGAAGUUGGAAGAAAUGUGGUACCAUGGUUUGAAUAUCUUUGGCCUUGAGGUUGUGUGUGUGUACAUCAGAGGUCGAGUCUGCAAUGAAAGAAAAAUACGAUAUCUCUCUACUAUUGAUCAGUUAUGCAAUACAGUGUCUAUGUGUGUAUAUCUGUGUAGCUUUUCGGAACCUAUAUAUAUCUUAAAUUCAACAGCGUGACUGAAGAAGUCUCAAAAAAUUCUUCAUCUGGUAAAAAUCAAGUUCAUUUUAAGCCAUUGUGGCUGCAGAGGAUGAUACCCGAAUCAGCCCCUUAGGCCCGUUACACUCAUGAUAGUGAAAUCUAGUCUGUAAUAUUCACUCUACAAUGCAGUCUUGUUUUCAGAGCAACUGUUGAAAAAAAAGUUUUCAGUGUUACUGGAUCAUAAAGAUGCACUUUUACAAGCACCUCCAAUGUACAAUCUAUGGACUGCUAGAUGCAUAUAACCAAUAUCAAUAUCAAAUGAUCAAUACUGUCUUACAGCAACUACAAAAACUAAAAAGAUAAAUGAAAGUGUACUGCUUGUUCAUUUCAGUCAAUCUUGUUCUUUUCUUCUGUGUGUGUUUAGUCAGUCAUUCAAAGGGUCAAUCAAGGGUCAUUCAAAUCUCAUCCAUAAAUAAAAAUUCUGACAUCAUUUAUUUAACCUCAUGUCAUAUUGUCAAGAUAUUUUGAGAAAUGUCUCAGUGGUUUUGUGUCCAUGCAAUUGAAA
Messenger RNA from Triplophysa rosa, 6999 nucleotides. Its product is annotated as potassium voltage-gated channel subfamily A member 2. Gene Ontology annotation, cellular component: dendrite; juxtaparanode region of axon; voltage-gated potassium channel complex. The transcript has 2 exons. Lineage: Eukaryota; Metazoa; Chordata; Actinopteri; Cypriniformes; Nemacheilidae. The coding region runs from base 1233 to 2714 and encodes 493 amino acids. The record is from RefSeq and is a predicted model, not a curated record. Gene Ontology annotation, biological process: protein homooligomerization; potassium ion transmembrane transport. Gene Ontology annotation, molecular function: delayed rectifier potassium channel activity; protein binding.